Messenger RNA from Vicia villosa (hairy vetch), 1032 nucleotides. Its product is annotated as F-box protein SKIP19-like. The transcript is spliced from 2 exons. The coding region runs from base 13 to 843 and encodes 276 amino acids. NCBI's taxonomy places the organism in Eukaryota, Viridiplantae, Streptophyta, Magnoliopsida, Fabales, Fabaceae. Gene Ontology annotation, molecular function: protein binding. The record is from RefSeq and is a predicted model, not a curated record.
CCCACUUGGAUUAUGGCGUCUUCUUCAGUUCCAGCAACGAAAGUGGAAAGCGAAAGCACAACAACAAAGCCAAAUUGGCUUGAACUUCCGAGAGAUGUGACACUUAACAUCCUACAGAGGCUCGGCACCAUUGAAAUCAUCUCAAGCGCAUGUCAAGUGUGUCCUCUAUGGUGGAAUAUCUGCAAGGAUCCUUGCAUGUGGCGCACCAUUCAUAUGUCCAAGUUCCGCUAUCCACGCCACAAGUACAGCGAUGUUGAUUUGGUGAAGAUGUGUCGUUAUGCAGUUCAGAAAAGUUGUGGCCAGCUAGAAGACAUUUACAUUGGUUUUUUUGGAAACGAUAAGCUCCUAGAAUACAUAGGCCAUAGUGCAAAUCACCUAAGGCGCAUUCGGCUUAUAAUCUGUGAAUAUCUUUCUGAUAAAGGAUUCAUUGAAGCAGUGAAGAAACUUCCAUUAAUAGUGGAAUUAGACAUUUCACAUAACAUUCACAUAUCAAAGGAUUCUCUUGAAGUUGUUGGUUGCUGUUGCCCUCUUUUGAAAUCACUGACAUACGGAGGUAAUAUGUUCUAUAACAAGAAUGUUGAGGCGUUUGCUAUUGCCAAAACAAUGCCUGGAUUAUGCAGUCUUACAAUAUCAGGAGUUGCCCUCGAUUCUAUUGGGGUUGUUGCUAUUCUUAAUGGAUGUCCUCUUCUUGAGUCUCUUGACAUGCUAGAAUGUGUUUUGGAGGGAGAUUUGGAUGAAAGUUUGAAGAAAAGGUGUUGUGAGCAGAUCAAAAAUUGUAUAUUUCCAAGACAAUUGCAAACUGGUUUUGACUAUUAUUUUGAUUGGACUGGAAAUUUAUUAUGAUGAAGAGGACUAUUGUGGUUAUUUUACUGAUUUUUAAAGUGGAGGUUUUAUUAAUAGGGUUGAUUCUUGAAAAUACACAGUUUUUUUUAAAGUAAUUUUGUUUAGUAGUGUACUAGGCCUUCAAUCUUGUAUCACAUUCUUCAUUAAUCAAAUGUUUUUGUUGCUGAGUUAUUUUGUUUAUGGUUUAUG